GUGGCUCAAGUUCUGGUUCAGGAGGUGGUGAUUCUGGUUUAGGUGCUGGUGAUUUUGAUUCAGGAGUUGGUGAUUCUGGUUCAGGUGAUGGUGGCUCUGAUUCAGGAGUUGGUGACUGUGGUUCAGGCGUUGGUGAUUGUGGUUCAGGUGUUGGUGAUUGUGGUUCAGAAGUUUUUGAUUCUGGAUCAGGUGUUGGUGAGUUUGGUUCAGGAGUUGGUGAUUGUGGUUCAGAUGUUGGUGAUUGUUGAUCAGGAGUUGGUGAUUGUGGUUCAGGAGUUGGUGAUUGUGGUUCAGUUGUUGGUGACUUUGGUUCAGGUGAUGGUGACUCUGAUUCAGGAGUUGGUGACUGUGGUUCAGGCGUUGGUGAUUGUGGUUCAGAAGUUUUUGAUUCUGGAUCAGGCGUUGGUGAGUUUGGUUCAGGAGUUGGUGAUUGUGGCUCAGAUGUUGGUGAUUGUGGAUCAGGAGUUGGUGAUUGUGGUUCAGGAGUUUUUGAUUCUGGAUCAGGUGUUGGUGAGUUUUGUUCAGGAGUUGGUGAUUGUGGUUCAGAUGUUGGUGAUUGUGGUUCAGAAGUUUUUGAUUCUGGAUCAGGUGUUGGUGAGUUUUGUUCAGGAGUUGGUGAUUGUGGUUCAGAUGUUGGUGAUUGUGGUUCAGAAGUUUUUGAUUCUGGAUCAGGUGUUGGUGAGUUUGGUUCAGGAAUUGGUGAUUGUGGCCCAGAUGUUGGUGAUUGUGGCUCCAGAGUUUUUGAUUCUGGAUCAGGUGUUGGUGAGUUUGGUUCAGGACUUGGUGAUUGUGGUUCAGAUGUUGGUGAUUGUGGUUCAGAAGUUUUUGAUUCUGGAUCAGGUGUUGGUGAGUUUGGUUCAGGCGUUGGUGAUUGUGGUUCAGAUGUUGGUGAUUGUGGUUCAGAAGUUUUUGAUUCUGGAUCAGGUGUUGGUGAGUUUUGUUCAGGAGUUGGUGAUUGUGGUUCAGAUGUUGGUGAUUGUGGUUCCAGAGUUUUUGAUUCUGGAUCAGGUGUUGGUGAGUUUGGUUCAGGACUUGGUGAUUUUGGUUCAGGAGUUGGUGAUUGUGGUUCAGAAGUUUUUGAUUCUGGAUCAGGUGUUGGUGAGUUUGGUUCAGGAGUUAGUGAUUGUGGUUCAGAUGUUGGUGAUUGUGGAUCAGAUGUUGGUGAUUUUUGUUCAGGAGUUUUUGACUCUGGUUCAGGUGGUGGUGAUUUUGAUUCAGGAGUUGAUGAUUCUGGUUCAGGAGUUUUUGAUUCUGGUUCAGGUGGCGGUGAUUUGGGUUCAGGAGUUGAUGAUUCUGGUUCAGGAGUUUUUGAUUCUGGUUCAGGUGGUGGUGAUUUUGAUUCAGGAGUUGAUGAUUCUGGUUCAGGUGGCGGUGAUUUUGAUUCAGGAGUUUUUGAUUCUGGUUCAGGUGUUGGUGAUUUUGGUUCAGGAGUUGAUGAUUCUGGUUCAGGAGUUUUUGAUUCUGGAUCAGGUGUUGGUGAGUUUUGUUCAGGAGUUGGUGAUUGUGGUUCAGAUGUUGGUGAUUGUGGUUCAGAUGUUGGUGAUUGUGGUUCAGAUGUUGGUGAUUUUUGUUCAGGAGUUUUUGAUUCUGGUUCAGGUGGUGGUGAUUUUGGUUCAGGAGUUGAUGAUUCUGGUUCAGGAGUUUUUGAUUCUGGUUCAGGUGGUGGUGAUUUUGGUUCAGGAGUUGAUGAUUCUGGUUCAGGAGUUUUUGAUUCUGGUUCAGGUGGCGGUGAUUUUGAUUCGGGAGUUGAUGAUUCUGGUUCAGGAGUUUUUGAUUCUGGUUCAGGUGGCGGUGAUUUUUGUUCAGGAGUUGAUGAUUCUGGUUCAGGAGUUUUUGAUUCUUGUUCAGGUGGUGGUGAUUUUGAUUCAGGAGUUGAUGAUUCUGGUUCAGGAGUUUUUGAUUCUGGUUCAGGUGGUGGUGAUUUUGGUUCAGGAGUUGAUGAUUCUGGUUCAGGAGUUUUUGAUUCUGGUUCAGGUGGUGGUGAUUUUGGUUCAGGAGUUGAUGAUUCUGGUUCAGGAGUUUUUGAUUCUGGUUCAGGUGUUUUUGAUUCUGGUUCAGGUGGUGGUGAUUUUUGUUCAGGAGUUGAUGAUUGUGGUUCAGGAGUUUUUGAUUCUGGUUCAAGAGUUUUUGAUUCUGGUUCAGGACUUGGUGAUUUUUGUUCAGGAGUUGAUGAUUCUGGUUCAGGAGUUUUUGACUCUGGUUCAGGUGGCGGUGAUUUUGGUUCAGGAGUUGAUGAUUUUGGUUCAGGAGUUUUUGAUUCUGGUUCAGGUGGCGGUGAUUUUGGUUCAGGAGUUGAUGAUUCUGGUUCAGGAGUUUUUGAUUCUGGUUCAGGUGGCGGUGAUUUUUGUUCAGGAGUUGAUGAUUCUGGUUCAGGAGUUUUUGAUUCUGGUUCAGGUGGCGGUGAUUUUUGUUCAGGAGUUGAUGAUUCUGGUUCAGGAGUUUUUGAUUCUGGUUCAGGUGGCGGUGAUUUUUGUUCAGGAGUUGAUGAUUCUGGUUCAGGAGUUUUUGAUUCUGGUUCAGAUGCGGAUCCAAGUCCACAGCUGCACGAUUUUAUCUGAAUGAUGUUCUUAAUCAUUUCAGCACUUGGGAAGUUGAAGCUCAGGAUACCAAAGCAGUCCUGGUUUGAGGGGUCUCUCUUAUAUUCCUCG
Molecule: messenger RNA, 2648 nt
Organism: Thunnus maccoyii (southern bluefin tuna)
Lineage: Eukaryota; Metazoa; Chordata; Actinopteri; Scombriformes; Scombridae
Exons: 2
Coding region: 88-2562 (824 amino acids)
Source: RefSeq, a predicted model, not a curated record